CUCUUGGAAAUGGGAUGAAUGGAAUAUAGCUGAGCUGAGGGGGAGGAAGAAUAAAGAUUCUUCACAAUUUCAGUCUAUACUUGUCAAGAAGAGAUUUGAGAAAAUCUUUGGGCGGCAUUUCCAUGAGCAGCUCUCUCAAUUUCUCUUCAGUUUCCCUUCUACUCAACCAGCCAAAGCGCUGUCGUUUCGUUCUCUUCAACCACAAUGCUCCCAGUAGAUUCUCCUCUUCCCUUCCCCGCCGCCGCCACCACCGCCGCCGCCUCCUCCACAAAUUCUUCCCCGAUAUCUCCACCGUCUCCGACCCCUCCUUGCCGCCGUCCGAUAAAAACCUCCAGUUCAUCCUAACCGUCGACAGGUUACCCACCGCGCCCCUGCACCCCCUCAGGGACGUAAUUGAGUCUAAGCUCGCCGAGUUCCUCGACUCCGGGCGCGCCGCCGUGGAAGACCUGCAGACUCUCGUUCGCGUGGACGGCCAGACCCGUAGGGUCGUGAUAUCCUGCCGCAGGUCAACGGUUCAAUUCCUGGGCGCCCUCUUCCUUUCCAGUAUCGUGAUUGUUUUCAGUCUUAGGGCUUUUGUUAAACUAGUGUCGUUAGGGCUUGGGAGAAAUUACGGAGAGGGUAAAGUGGAAAUGGUGUAUAGAAGAGACCGGAGUCUGGGUGGGAAAGAAGUGUUGGUUGCGAAGAGGGAGAGAAGUGACGUUAGGAGCAACAAGAAGAGAAUUGACAUACUCGGAAGUAUUGAGGAGGAGGAUGGGAAUUUUGAGUGGAUGAGAGGAAUGAGGUUGUCGAGAAGAAGUAGCUCCGUGAAGAGAUUGCCCAAAUGGUGGCCGCCCAAUACGGAUUCCAGUCAAGGACUGAUGGAGUUUCGGGAGGAGAAUCAGAGAAUGGCCAAUAUGUUGGUUCGAGCCAUCUUGGACAAUAGAAUGAGCGGAAAGGAUGUUUUGGAGGAUGAUAUAAUUCAAUUACGGAGCAUAUGCAAAACAUCUAAAGUGAGGGUCUCCUUUGACACUGAGCAUGCUCGAGAUUCACUGUAUCGUACAUCUGUUGACUAUGUUCUGAACUAUUGUGAAAGUACGGGUAAUCAGCCAGGCUUUGUUCAGAUUAAUGGUGAGGAUGUGCAGAAGUUCAUUGCAGGGCUUGCUGAUAACAUUGCCCUUGAGAACACUAGAGCUGCAAGAAUGGUGUCUGCAGCAGUUGCUGCACGCACAAGGUCCAGGCUUUUGCAGGCAUGGGCCCUUGAAAUGCAAAGCAGACAUGCAGAAGCUGUUGAGGAACUGCAAAAGAUUCGUCUCAUUCACCAAAUAUUUCCCCCUGAUGAGUACUCGCCUGAGAUGGAAAUGGUGGCUCGAGGCCUUAAAAAACACUUAAAUUUAGAACAAAGGGAAUUUCUUAUGAACACAUUCAAAGGAAUUUGUGGUGAAAGCUCUGGCAGAAGUGUGGCUGAAGCUCUUGGUCUGAUGCAUUCACAGGAUGAUGCUGUUUAUCAAGAGGAAGCAAAAUACACUUAAGAUUCCAUAAAUGGAUUGUACAUACUAGUUGUUUCAAGACUUAGGUAUUUCAGAUAUAUAUAUAUAUAUAUAUAUUGCUUUUGUACUUCCAUUUCCAUUAGAAGUUUCAUGAUUUAUAGAAUAUUUAUUAAUAUUUUA
Messenger RNA from Ipomoea triloba (trilobed morning glory), 1646 nucleotides. RefSeq lists its product as uncharacterized. The record is from RefSeq and is a predicted model, not a curated record. NCBI's taxonomy places the organism in Eukaryota, Viridiplantae, Streptophyta, Magnoliopsida, Solanales, Convolvulaceae. Bases 123 to 1508 code for a protein of 461 amino acids. The transcript has 7 exons.